GCACGUUAGUCAUGUAGCUCCAUCACCCACUUCUUUAUAUAUUAGUUUUCCUGUCAAGCCCACAACUCAAACUUAGUCCUAUAUAAGCUCUCUACAACUUUCUCUUCCUCCUCUGUGUGUUUCAGAAUCCAUUUCUGCUAAAAUGGGUCGAUUCAGUCUUGUUCUGGUUUGGUCACUUUGCCUUUCUUUGUGCAUGUUCUCUAAACCCACAUCGGCGCAGUUGAAAACAAACUUCUACGCCAAUAUCUGCCCCAAUGUCGAAUCCAUUGUCAAAAAUGCUGUCACUAAGAAGUUCCAACAAACAUUUGUGACGGUUCCCGCCACUAUUCGUCUCUUUUUCCACGAUUGCUUUGUCCAGGGUUGUGAUGCUUCAGUAAUUAUUGCUUCAACAGGAAGCAAUAAAGCAGAGAAAGACCACCCUGAUAAUCUGUCAUUGGCCGGAGAUGGGUUCGAUACUGUGAUCAAAGCAAAAGCAGCCGUUGAUGCAGUUGCACAAUGCACAAACAAAGUCUCUUGUGCUGAUAUUCUUGCUUUAGCUACCAGAGACGCUAUUGUUCUGUCUGGGGGGCCUUCAUAUCAAGUUGAAUUGGGAAGAUUGGAUGGACUGAGCUCAACUUCUUCAAGUGUAAAUGGGAAGCUUCCCCAGCCAACCUUCAAUGUGAACCAGCUCAAUUCCAUGUUCAGUGCAAAUGAGUUAACUCAGUCAGACAUGGUUGCUCUUUCAGCGGCGCACACCGUCGGAUUCUCUCAUUGCAGCAAGUUCGCUAGUCGGAUAGGAAACCCGGUGGACACCACGCUAAACAAAACCUAUGCUGCAGAGCUGCAACAACAGUGUCCGAAGAACGUUGAUCCCAACAUAGCCAUCAACAUGGACCCAAACACGCCCAGAACUUUUGACAAUAUGUACUACAAGAAUCUUCAGGAGGGCAAAGGCUUGUUCACCUCCGAUCAGGUCCUUUUCACCGACACUAGGACCCGGCCCACUGUCAAUACAUGGGCCUCAAACAAUGCAGCUUUCCAACAAGCCUUUAUUACUGCUAUGACAAAGUUAGGCCGGGUCGGAGUCAAGACCGGCAAUAAUGGUAAUAUCCGUCGGGAUUGUGCCGUUUUUAAUUGACAGAAAAUAAUGAAAAAAGAAGGUCAAAGUGAAUGUUGACCAGAAAAAUGAAGUGAAGAUAGGAGAUUUAACUCAUACAAUGAGGUUUUGUAAUCUCAAUAAUCCAAAUUAUGGAGGUGGGCGGUGUAAAUUGAAUAAUGAACAAAGGGUCAAAGUGAUAAAAUAAUGAGUGAGACUGUUUCAAAGCAAAAUUGGAUUUGAGUUUCAAUGCCUGAUC
This is a messenger RNA of Rosa rugosa (rugosa rose), 1334 nucleotides long. RefSeq names its product peroxidase 73. The transcript is spliced from 4 exons. Gene Ontology annotation, molecular function: peroxidase activity; heme binding. Lineage: Eukaryota; Viridiplantae; Streptophyta; Magnoliopsida; Rosales; Rosaceae. Bases 143 to 1117 code for a protein of 324 amino acids. Gene Ontology annotation, biological process: response to oxidative stress; hydrogen peroxide catabolic process. The record is from RefSeq and is a predicted model, not a curated record.